Oreochromis aureus is the source of this 6526-nucleotide messenger RNA. Its product is annotated as envoplakin-like. Lineage: Eukaryota; Metazoa; Chordata; Actinopteri; Cichliformes; Cichlidae. Gene Ontology annotation, molecular function: structural molecule activity; cadherin binding. Gene Ontology annotation, cellular component: cytoskeleton; membrane; intermediate filament. The record is from RefSeq and is a predicted model, not a curated record. Bases 113 to 6250 code for a protein of 2045 amino acids. Gene Ontology annotation, biological process: wound healing; intermediate filament cytoskeleton organization. The transcript has 22 exons.
CCUUAACUGAGAGGGAGACGCCACGGGAGGCAAGAAGGGAGCGAGAGGAAGAAGAGAGCGGUAGGAAGAAAUACAUUUGGACUCAGGUUAUACACACAAGCGACGUCUCGAGAUGUCGAAGAAAAAGGAUCCCAGCUCCGUGAAGUUAAACAAGACUCAGGCCCAAGAACUGGCCAUGCUGGUUUCUCGCAUGCAAAAGAAUGCAGACCAAGUGGAGAAGAAUAUCCUGCGAUCAGAGAAACUGCUGGCUGUGGACACAGAGCGAAAGGGGAAUAACGAACAACUGCUCCACAAGAAGGAGAAUGCAGAAAACCUGGCCCAGGCCGAGGGGCUGCUCAAGGACCUUUUCAUGGACGUGGGCGGAGCCAAGAAGCUUCAACACCCUCAGGCUAACGAGAUUGAGAGAGAUGUGGGAAAUCUCCACAGUCGCUGGGCCAAUGACUGCGCUACCUUCAGGGAAUUGUACGACUCGGUACAAGACGUGGACCGGACCCAAAAGAUUGGCUGGGGUCCUCUGUUUGAUGAGAAGCUGAAACAGCUGAGAGCAGAGGCAUACGGCCCCAAGCUUUCUGAUGUAGAGAGGCAGAUAGCAGCUCAUAACCUUCGCCAUCAGGAGAUCAAGGCCUACGAAGACCAGCUGAAGCCCAGCACUACCCUCUCACAGGAGCAGUACGCCGCCCUCAAAGAGAAAUACGCUGAACUUUUUGAGAGCUCCGAGCGACGGCGCAACCACCUGGCUUCUUUAUACGAGUACAUGCAAAGCUGCAGCAAGGAGCUGAUCUACCUGUCGAGCCAGCAGGAUAGGAUCCUCCAGAGAGACUGGAGUGAUCGCAUGGUUGACCCGCCGAGCGUCCGCAUGGAGUAUGAGAAAUUCAAAACUAACGGACUGUUAGCACACGAGCAAGAAGUCAACCAGCUGCAGGAGGAAGGAGAUAACCUCGUUAAGAUGAAACACCCCGGCAGCCCAACCAUAAAAGCACACAGAGAUACGGUACAAGCUGAAUGGCAAGGCUUUCUCAACCUGUGUCUGGCACAGGAAGUACACCUGGACAAUAUUGACAACUACAAAAAGUUCCAGUUGGAUGCAGAAAGGUUGUCAGAAUCUCUGGAGAGACUCAGCUCGACUCUGGACUCAAAGUCCACGGAGAACAAGACCAACCCUGAGAUCCUGUUGGCACUCGAGGGAGAUGAACCAGCAGUGAAGAGGAAUGAGCAGCGCCUGGCUGCCCUCAGGGAACUUAGCGAUAGCGUCGUGCCUCUGAAGUUGCGCAGAAUGCAGCUCAGCAAACCGACCACUGUAAUAUCCCUGUGUGACUGGAUCGAUGAAGAGGGUGCAGUACGACGUGGUGAGAAGCUAACCCUGAAGUCCAACUCUGAUAAUAACAACUGGAAGCUUCAGGACAGCAGUGGGAAAACCAAAACCCUCGCUGCAGCAUGUUUUAUGAUCCCACCACCUGAUCCUGAGGCCUUGGAGACAGUGAACAGUCUGGACAGACAGCUGGCUGACCUAAAGCGUCGUAGAUCUGCUCUGAUAGCCUCCUUAAAGAGCCCUGCUGUAGAGGUGAUUCAGCCUCAGAAAGCAGUUGCUGUUAAAAGUGCUCCAGAGGAUCCCAGAGUUGCAGAGCUCCUCAGUGAAUUAGGCAAAAUCAAUAAAGCCCUGGAUGCGAUGGAAAAAGAUAUCCUGAGGCGAGCGAGGACCCCGCUAGACAACCGUAACCCGACUCGGGACCUGGCAAACAGAUUGCAAGAGCAUGAGAAAUCGGCACUCGCUGUGAAGAAGCUAGAGUCGGAGAAAUCUGCCAUCCAGAGAGAGGUGGAUCCUAUUCUGGCUAAGAAACCUCUGGGUCCCACCGCCUCUGCCCUGCCACCUAAACUCAGCGCCACCAACAAAAAGUUUGAUGACGUCAAUGCUCUCAUCGACCUUUAUAAUAAAAAAGCAACAGCUUCCAUGUACUUAGAGAAAGAGAUACAGAACGUAGAGGGCGUUGUCUCUGGGUUUGAGAAAGAACUGGCUAAAGACGGCACCAUUCUUGACCAACCAAACUCUCUUCAGAGUCGCAACGAGAAGCUUCAGGAAAUGAGUAAAGAUGUAGCGUCAAAGAAAGAUGAGCUGAAGAAAUUAGGCAAAGAAUUGGACCUGACAGAGCAGGCGUGCAACUCUCUGCAGCAGAAUCUCAAUGAAUAUUGUCCCGACAUCCGCCGGCAGGAGAACCAGGUGAAGAACCUGAAGAACCGUUACACAAGCGUCAAUAGCCAGCUUCAGGAGAGGUCUGCUCUUGUGCAGCAAGCAGUCAAUAAAAAUCAGGAUUUCCAGAAUGCCGUUCAGUCGCUGGACUUCUUCUUGGUCAAUUUGCCAGAUAAUAAGAUCAAACCUACGGACAGAGUGACAGAAAUUACAAGCAAGGAGAAUGCUCAGAAGAGAGUGGUAGAGGACAUCAAGAAGAAGUCAGGUGAUUUAAACCACGUCAAGGACCUUUCCCGCAAUCUGCAAAAUGUCUUAAAUGACUAUGAGAUCAAGUCAAACACUUACCGUGCCAUUGUGACGGAUAAUGAUGGUGCUGAUGAGGAUGAAGAUGAGAGUGAAGAAAACGUCGACGAGAGACCAGUUUCACUGAAACGUCAGACUUCAACUCUGGCUCAGGCGAUACAGAGAACGGAGAAAGAUCUGUUGAACCGCUACGCUGAGGUGUCUGCAGAGAACAACCAGUUACUAAAUCAGUUGGGUACAGCAAAGAACAUCAAGGCUAUGAAUGAAGAGAAAAUCAGUCAGGUGGCUGUCACUCAGCAGCUGCAGCUCCAGAGCCAAAUGAAAGACCAGGAGCAAAGCGAUAGUUUGAAAAAGGAAUUAAGUGAGGAGGUCAGCAGGCGUCUUCAUGCUGAAAACAACCUGGAUACAUACCGCCAGAGGUUUUUGUCUCUGAAGAACAGGAGAGGAGUGGAGAGGUUGGAGGAGAAGGAGGUGGUGCAAUAUUACCGCGAUCCCAAACUGGAGAUGGAACUGCAGUCGCUGAAAAGUCGGAUCGAGGAUGAAGCACUGAAAAGGUCAGCCACCAAAACAGAGAUUGAAAUCAUCAGUGAGAAGCUUAUCAAACUGGAGCUGCAGCUGAGCAAAGUCGAGCCUAAACUAGUGACGAAGAUCCUCACCGAAUAUGAGAAGGACCCCCAGCUUGACAAAGAAGCAGCUAAGCUUCGAGACGAGAUUCAGAGGUUACGCCUGGAACUCCAAACGAGGAACACAGAAGCAGUUCAAGUGAAAAAAGAGAUAACUGUUCUGGCUCAGCAGAAACCAAAAAUCAUAGAGAAAGUUGUUAAAAAGGAAGUGGUGAGGCUUGAGAAAGAUCCAGAGAUGCUGAAAGCUGUUCUUCUGUUCCAGAGUGAUAUUGCAGAGGAGGAGUACCGAUGCAAGGCCCUCAAUGAUCACAUUUUUAGCACAAGGAGCCAAAUAAACACACUGGAGAGGGUCAUUCCCACCAUCCAACCCAAGGUUAUUACCAAGGUUGUGAGCCAGGUACAACAAGAUCCGGAAACGGUUGAAGAGUCAAACAAGCUGCGGAUGGCUUUGGAAGAAGAGAAGGAUGAAAACGUUAUCUUGAUGAAAGACCUCACCACCCUUCAGUUACGUUACAGUGAACUGAAGAAUCUCAGGCCAAAGGUGGAGGUGAAGGAAAUCAUCAACGAGAUUUACAGAGUUGAUCCCGAGACAGAGGUUGAGAUGAUACGUCUGAAAAAAGAGAUGCAGGAUUCAAGCCAAAACCGCACAGACAUGGAGAAAGAAAUUGACACAGUGACGAAAACUCUGGUUACACUGCGGGCUCAGAAGCCCAAGGUGGAGUACAAGGAGGUGACCCAAGAGGUGAUCAAAGAAGAAAAGAGUCCCGAAGUCAUCAGGGAAUUACAAAGGCUGAACAACCAAAUGAACCGUCUGCAAGUCAACUAUGACACCACCAUAGAGCUUCUGACCCACCUGCGUAAAGAAAGGGAUGAGCUGAAAGCUGAAAAAACUAAAGUGGAGACACAGCUAGUGAAUAAAGAAGUCAUCAAAUAUGAGGAUGAUCCUCUUCUGGAGAAAGAAGCUGACAGGUUUCGACGGAACCUCAGAGAAGAGAUUCAGCACCGCCGAUCUUUAGAGGAAUGUCUCUUUGACCUGCAGAACCAAUACAUCACCCUCGAAAGGCAGAAGCCAGAGGAGAAAAUUCUAACACAAGAGGUGGUUCGCCUUCAGAAGGACCCUAAGCAGAUCCUGGAGCAUGAGAAAUUAAACAAGAAACUGGAUGAUGAAACAAAAACCCGCAGAAAACUUGAACUGGAAGUCAGACAACUCAGAGCUCUGAUUCAAGAUAAAGAGAAUAUGCUGGCUCAGCUGGAUGAUCGUCAGAAGAAGAUCCAAGUAGAGUCAGAGCUGAGACAGAUUAAAGCUCGUAUUCUUGAACUGGAGAAUGCCCCACCACCCGUUGAGGAAAAAAUUAUUGUCGAGGAGGUCUUGAAAGUGGAGAAGGAUCCUCAGCUGGACAAACUCAUUGGUAGUAUACAUGGCAACUUGGAGACAGAGAGCAAUGAAAUCAAUCGUUUAGAGAGAGAAAUCCGCAACAUAAAGCUCAAGCUUGAAAUUCUGCAAAAGGAAAAAUCAAUUGAGAAGGUUGUUUACAGAGAAGUUGUCCGUGUGGAGAAAGACCCAGCAGUUGAAGCUGAAAGGGAACAACUCAGAGAGCUAGUAACAAAGGAGAGAAAUCUCAGGCGGAACCAAGAAGACAACAUUCAAAGCAUGCACCUCAAAAUGACCCAUCUGCAGACGUCAAAGUCUGUGACUUCUCAGGAGGAGACCACUCUCAUUUCCAUGAGAGAUGCUCUGCAGAGAGAUAAGGAAGAUCUCCUGAAGCAGCUCAAAGCCUUAGAGUCCCAAAGACACAGCAUCAGCAUCACCUUCCAGCAACAGUCCAAGUUGAUGAGUGAGAGGAACCUGAUGGUACGGCAGAGAAGUCUUAAGACGUCCUCUGAAAUACAACGGCUUGAAAAAGAGAUCCUAAAAGAGAAGGACAAAAUACACGAGAAAGACAAACUCAUCAUCGAGAUGCUGGACAAAAUAAAGAAUGAGGACCGUUCUGAGACUCAAACCAGAGAGGCAAAUCUUUCCACCAAGAUCACCAUCAUGGAUCCCGAAACUGGUAAAGAUCUGUCACCCUACGAUGCCUACUUACAGGGACUAAUCGAUCGAAACCAGUACAUCAAACUGUCAGAGCUGGAGUGUGACUGGGAGGAAAUCACUUCAACUGGUCCAGGUGGAGAUACAAUCCUUUUGCACGAUCGAAAAAGUGGGAAUCAGUACUCUGUGAAGGAUGCUCUGAGGGAGGGCCGUUUGACUCAACGUGACGUGAGCCGCUACAAGGAAGGGAAAAUGCCCAUUUCUGAGUUUGCUCUCCUCGUUGCAGGCGAAAGAAGCAAGCCCUACGUUCCUCCAUUAAUGCCGAAAUCUCCCACUAAAACAAUCCCAUCCACUCCUACCAAACCCAUCUCAGCCUCUCCCUUGAGCUCCAUGUCUUCAUCUCUGAGGUCCUCCUACACUAACCUAAACACUCAAUACAGCGGCAGUCUCGGCAGUCUGACCAACCUCAGUGCUUUACCAGGUGAUGAGUUUUUCCCAAUCUCUGGCAUUUUUGAUACCACCACCGAAAGCCGCAUGUCUGUGAGAAGUGCCCUCACCCGCGGUCUCAUUGAUGCCGACACUGCUCUAAAGCUGCUGGAGGCACAAGCAGCCACCGGCGGAAUAGUUGAUCUGGGCAAAAAGGACAAGCUGUCUGUCCACAAAGCAGCUGAACAGGGCCUCAUUGACACAAACCAAAAGUAUAAGCUUCUGAAUGCCCAGAAGGCCUUCACCGGAGUCGAGGAUCCUACGACCAAACAGCGUCUUGCUGUAGGACAGGCAGCACAGAAAGGGUUCAUUCCCCAAGAAAAUGCCAGGAGGUACUUAGAGGCGCAGUAUCUGAUCGGCGGGUUGGUGGAUCCCACCAAAGCAGGCCGCCUCACUGUCAAGGAAGCUCUCGCCACCGGGCUGAUUGACAGCACAACGGCAAAAGAUCUGCAAGAUGAGGCUUCCCACACAAAGGAGCUGGUGGACCCCAUCAGUAAAGAGAAGAUAUCAUACAAACAGGCGAUGGAUCUGUGUAGAAAAGAUAUCAGCACAGGCCUCUUGCUCCUUCCUGCAACCUCCACUGACGGCGCAAAUGCUCCAUCAUACUCAAACUUCCGUUUCUAGGAAGUUUUAAAGUCUAGAUUUUGCUAAAGAUUUUAUUUUCUACAGACACUGGUGCUAGAGGGUGCAUGAAAAGUCUAAUUAACAUAUUUAGUUGGGAAAGAAAAGGAGAAAGACAGGUGUUCAUAUGUUUUGAAAACAAUGGAAAAAAGUCUGGUAGAGCUGCAUGCUUUUAUCUGUUUCUUUUUUUCCAGUUCUAUUGUUGGUCUGCUGUGAAAACAAAGUUAUUUUUUGUUAUGUAUGUGCUGCAUAGGGUCUUAUUAAAAUGCUUCACUUUGA